AUGAAUUAGGAGGAAUAACCUAAAGACUCAAUUGAGCAGGAAUCAGAUGAGAACGAAAAGAAAGAUCAAGUCCAGCCACAGGAACAAAAGAAGAAAAAGAAGAAAAAUAAGAAGAAAAAGAAAUGGGGAGAGGAGGAGGAAAUACUUACAGAUUUCGAUGAUGAUUGGCAAAAUAAAGUUAAAUAAUCUAAAAUCUUGUAAGACCCAGAUUUACCUCAACAUAUUAAGGAGAAAUAUGCUAUUUAUGAAAAUAAUCCAUUCAUGAUGAUUAUUUCAAAUGUGCCUCUAAAUGUGUAAUUAAAAGAACUGGAAGAAUAUUUUAAUACUCUCAUCACUUCACUUGAUCCUAAAAUAAAUGACAGACCAAUCAAAUCAAUUGAAUAUGGUGCAACCAAGUCUUGGGUUGUAUUAGAGUGCAGUUCUAAGGAAGCAAAAAGAGCCUUAGUGACUCAGGACUAAGUUUAAUUUGUCAAUAAUUGCAAAAUUAAGGUGGAAAGACCCAGAAAAUUUUUGGAGAGAAUCCUCAAUCCAUAAGCAAGGGAUGGUGAACUGAAUCCAGAAUAGAAGUAGGAGGACAAUACCAGAUUAUAUUUGGGUGGAUUGCCUACUUAUCUGAGGGAUGAAGAUGUGAUGAAAUUAAUUCAAUCCUUUGGAAUAACCAAGUAUUUCAAUCUCGUUAAGGACACUACUUCAAAUACAGAAAUCUCAAAGGGAUACUGUUUCUUUGAAUAUGAAAGCGCUUAGUCUACUGCCAAGGCUCUGAAAGCACUCAAUAACUUGUAGAUUGGGGAUAGGAAAUUGAAGAUUUGCAAGGUUCAAGGGGAAACUCAAUAAAAUAAAAAAAUAAAUGGCAAGGAUCAGCCAUCCAAUUAUGCAGGUUCAUUCCUAGCUUCUUGCGACUUACUAAGAAUACCUUAGGUUCAAUAGAUGCUCACAAUUCCAUAAUCAGCCUUGAUACCUAGUAAGGUUGUUCAAUUUUUGAAUAUGUGUUCCAUUUAGGAUCUAUACGAGGAUGACAUCUUCGAGGAGUUGAUGGAAGAUAUAAGGAGUGAGUGCGUACGUUAUGGAUAAAUCGAGAAAAUAGAGAUUCCAAGACCUGACAAGGAAUCAGGUUUCUGUAAUCCUGCUGUUGGGAAAAUAUUUGUUAAGUUUUAUUAUUAGAUUCCGGCCAAAAAGGCCAAGUUCCAUUUGGCUGGACGCACUUAUAAUAAGAGAACUGUUAUUACUUCAUUCUACCCUGAAGAAUAAUUUGAUUAUAAAGACUAUUUGAUAAAUGGGUGA
Molecule: messenger RNA, 1281 nt
Organism: Paramecium tetraurelia
Lineage: Eukaryota; Ciliophora; Oligohymenophorea; Peniculida; Parameciidae
Exons: 5
Cellular component (GO): commitment complex; nuclear speck; U2AF complex
Molecular function (GO): pre-mRNA 3'-splice site binding; poly-pyrimidine tract binding
Source: RefSeq, a predicted model, not a curated record